UCACGAACCAAUCAUUUUUUUUAAGAAACGGGAAAAAAAACGCACGUCACUCGUAGAUGUACUACGCGUCUCUUCUGCGCAGACUCACACCGAGAGGAAGCUCGGACUCGCGUCCAGCGCAAGAUUUUGAGUCUCUUUAGAAAGCUCCUAGGAGCUCACCACCACCAGUAAAGCUGUAUAAGCCCCGGGUUGACGGGACCGAAGGAAGUGGCGCGUUGUACAGGGAGUUCACUGGUGACAUCACAAUGAGUUACAAGCCCAUUGCUCCUGCGCCAUCUGGCUCCAACCACACUCCUCCAGGUUCUUCUGUGCCCUCUCCGUCUCUCCCCUCAUCGUCCACCUUUAGGCCAGCUUUCAGUGACUUUGGUCCACCCUCUAUGGGGUUUGUUCAGCCUGUCAAAGUGUCUCAAGGGUCCACCUACAGUGAGCUGCUGUCUGUCAUUGAGGAGAUGAGCCGUGAGAUCAGGCCUACGUAUGCUGGGAGCAAGAGUGCCAUGGAAAGGCUAAAGAGAGGAAUAAUUCACGCCCGUGCAUUGGUGAGGGAGUGUCUCGCAGAAACGGAAAGAAGUGCCCGCACAUAACCUCUUGAAAGGAUUCCUUCACCCCCAGUUUUUACCUAUAGAAACUUAUUGUCAGUUUUACAACCAUUUUUUAAAGCCCUCCUACCUUUUGUGCUUUCUCUGCUCUGUUUUUAUAUGUGAGUUACAACCCUCUUGUAUCCCUAAAAUCCACCACACCAGUUUUAUUUAACAGAGUAUGACCUGUUGGGUGGUUGUAACAUGCAGUUUUCUAUUUUUGAAAUAAGCAUGUCUGAAACAAAAAGAACACAUUUUUACUAAACUCUGGGGAAAGUGGACAUGUACUGUUUUUAAGUAUUUGUUCAAAAAUGAAACUCAUCAAUUUGGCUUAAAUUUAAAUUCUGCACAACCGCUUACAUUUUCAUAGCAUAUUGCAAACACCUCAUUACCAUUACCUGUUGCUUUAUUUUUAAUGUCUGUCGUAGUUUACUAUUAGAUUCUCAAUCCCCAAAACUCUGUACAUCAAGUCAAUUUGUUAGUAUGGAAAUUUUGUAAACCAGAUUUUUGCAGUUCGGUAUGUAUAUCUUAAUUAAAUAAUGAAAAAAAAAGUCAGCUUUUUUAUUUAUAAAACAAUCGGUUUGAGUAGAAUUAGCAGGUAAAAGAUUUCAACAGAUUUUUCACUAAACAUAAAUGCUCCUCCUUUUUAAACAGCAAUUCAAGAAUAAUUGCUAAUUUUACAGUGCACACAUAUUUGUCCUUUGAGUGUGUGGUGUGCAUUUAUCUAUAAAAAAUGAUACAAGUGGA
Betta splendens (Siamese fighting fish) is the source of this 1322-nucleotide messenger RNA. It is a transcript of the gene cdk2ap2, whose product is annotated as cyclin-dependent kinase 2 associated protein 2. NCBI's taxonomy places the organism in Eukaryota, Metazoa, Chordata, Actinopteri, Anabantiformes, Osphronemidae. Gene Ontology annotation, cellular component: cytoplasm; nucleus; microtubule. The transcript has 5 exons. The record is from RefSeq and is a predicted model, not a curated record. Gene Ontology annotation, biological process: regulation of microtubule cytoskeleton organization; negative regulation of G1/S transition of mitotic cell cycle. Bases 246 to 581 code for a protein of 111 amino acids.